Messenger RNA from Cherax quadricarinatus, 5896 nucleotides. Lineage: Eukaryota; Metazoa; Arthropoda; Malacostraca; Decapoda; Parastacidae. The record is from RefSeq and is a predicted model, not a curated record.
UUAGUGUUUUGAAUGUAUUAACUAAAUUUGAAAGAAAGUGUGUGAAACCCUUGUAAGUAUUCAGUCUUAAAGAAAUUCAUCAAAUUCUUCUUUCAUGAGACAAGUAUACAGAUAAGACCAUACAAAUUUUAGAGAUCCCUAAAAUUUAAUGUUGUCAAAAAAUGUAAUCUAAAAACUUAGAGAGUUUGUGGAGGAUAGAAACCAUGCUAGAGUUCAGUUCGCUUGAAACAUUUUUCAGGUAAACUGCCUCAAGUAACACACACGAGAGAUUAUAUCAGUGCAACAUGAGGGUUCAUAAAGGAAAGAAAUGUUAUCAGUGUUCAGUUUGUUUAAGAGAAUUUAAAACAAACGUAAAUCUAAUAAAUCACAAGGAAACUCAUAGAGGGAACAGAUCAUAUCAGUGUUCUGAGUGUCUUAAGGACUUUAAACAGCGUUCAUAUUUAGUUCAGCAUAUGAAAGUUCAUUCAAAGGAGAAACCAUUUCAGUGUAAAGAGUGUCUUAAAAGCUUUAAACAUCGCUCCUAUCUAGUUUUACAUUUGAGAAUUCAUACAGGGGAGAAACCAUAUCAGUGUUCAGAGUGUUUUAAAAGCUUCUCACAGCAUUCACAUUUACUAAAACACAAAAAAGUUCAUACACGUGAGAGACCAUAUCAGUGUUUAGAAUGUGAAAAAGACUUUACUGACAAGUCAGGUUUAGGACGCCACAUGAGAGUUCAUACUGGAGAGAGAUCAUUUCAGUGCUCGGAAUGUGGCAAAGAUUUCUCCGAUAAAUCGGAUCUAGUAAGACACGUGAAAAUUCAUUCAAAGGAAAAAUUGUAUCGGUGUACUGAAUGUAACAAAGAGUUUAAUUAUAAAUCAGGUCUAGUGAAACACACAAGGUGUCACACAGAAGGCAAACCAUAUAAAUGUUCAAUAUGUCUGAAAGACUUCUCACAGCGUUCAUAUCUUGUACAACACAUGAGAGUUCAUACGGGAGAGAGACCAUAUCAUUGUUCAGUGUGUCUGAAGGACUUCAAGCGCAACUCACAGUUAGAAAUACAUAAGAGAGUUCAUACAGGAGAGAGACCAUAUCAGUGUGCUGAAUGUCAAAAAGGAUUUUCGGAUAAAUCAAAUUUUGUAAGGCAUAUGAGAGUUCAUACAGGAGAGAAACCGUAUCAAUGCUCAGAAUGUUUUAAAUAUUUUUCUCAGCAUUCACAUCUACUUCUUCACAUGAAAGGUCAUAAGAGUGAGAGUCCAUAUCAUUGCUCAGAUUGUCUAUUAGAUUUUUCAAGUAAUUCAGAGCUGUUAAUACAUAUGAGAGUACAUAUAAGAGAAAAGUCCAAAACACCUUUAACAUAAUUCUAGGUGGUCAUCCACAUUUUUCAUGGUGGGGAUGUUUAUACUGUGAUGCUGUGGACAAUAUCUGCUGUACUAGACGGAUUAUGGCUGCGUAAUACAGUUCUCCUCUUGUUUGUUGUGCAUCGAGACUCUUAGAAUCACAGUUUCUCUUCAUCUAGAUAUUGAGAAUGUCUUGGAACUGUCACCCAUUCUUAAACAGCAGGCUUCAGUUUUGUACCUGGAUGUACAGGCAUGGGAAUGAAGAUGCGGAGUUUUGCAUUACUUGAUAAAGCUCUACCAUAAGCAAAACAUGUCUCAAUAAAGGCAUAUUUCUCAUACUGUGUUCUUACCCAAAUUUUUCACCUUCUGAAUUGAGCUCUGUUUUAGGGUUGCUCUAUACUAAUUAAUAGUUAUGUAAUAUAUCACUCACUUUUCUUUGUAAGAAUUUUUAAUGAAACCAUCUUGUGAUACUGUAUCAUACAUGCAGUAUUGAAGUUAGAAAGGAUAAAAUGCACUAAAGAAUGGUAUGAGAGGAUAAUAAUGUUCUUUAUGACAAAAGUUGUGUUCCACAGAUAUUUUGUUAACCUGCAUAACUGUUAAGAUGAUUUUGACUGUAAAAAGCAGACUGGCUAAUAUGCAGAAUGCACUGUACAGUGUGUCCUAAUAUUUAACAAAUUCAUUUAUUCAAGUUGUGUGCCACAGUCUAUGUUUAGUACUUUGUUUUUGUUUACACACUGACUUGGCUUAUUUGUGUGUAUAAAGUGUUUUAAUUGUGAGCAAGCUGAGUGGACUAGUUUUUAUAGCAUCCUCAUCUUGUGUUUACAAAGAUCAGAUCCCAGCUCAAGGGCAUCAAUCCUUAAUCACUAAUAAACCCAGGAGAUGCCUUCUACAUCCAGUGAUCUUAGUUGUAUUUUCAUCUGAACUCUCUCUAGCCUCAAGCUGAAGAAUUCCCUUCAUAAAUUUUAUUUUCUCUCAUUGGUUCUUAGUUUCCAUGUGUAUUUCCUUUAGGCUAAUGGGUGCAUUUGCUACAUUUUGAUAUUUAUUUAGGCCGUGUUGCUCACCAGGAGCUUCAAAAAGACUUAAUGACACUCCCAGCAAGCAGAAUGUAUCCUAAAUAAAUAUCCAAACAUUGUAUGUGUUUAUUACCUAAAUUGGUUGAUGGUAUACAUGCACCAGUCAUUCCCUUAUAUUGUAUUCCAGUGUACCAGUCAUACUCUCACAUACUCUCCCUUGUGUUUCCAUCCCUUUUAACACAGUUCUCAUCCUUCUUGUUGAUACAUUUAACCCUUAAAAGUGUCAAUGAUGGAAAUUUGUAUCAUGUCACAAAGUGCUGGUGGCACAAAGGCGAGUCAUAUACCUACUGUCUUCAAAUCUGGCACGAGAAGCAGGAGCGCGGCCUGCACAACAAAGAAUGGGUAUGCACAGUUGGUGUGUGCUAUCGAGGAAAAAAUUCUAGCCUGUCAGGUGCAUCGUAGGAACCACAUACCAGUGUGCUACACCUGUAAAUAGUGUAUAUAGCUAUUAGAACAUUACGAACAAUAAAUGUAAAAGAAUGAUUAUAUAUUUUUUGUGAAUGCGAUAUAAAUGUAUGUACAUUUUAAUGUGGUUGGUAGUAUUUUUGUUUAAUAAGUGUAUGAAAGAGGGGAAGGUACCUAGGGAUUGGCAGAGACCAUGUAUAGUUCCUUUAUAUAAAGGGAAGGGGGACAAAAGAGACUAAAAAUUAUAGGGGAAUAAGUUUACUGAGUAUACCAGGUAAAGUGUAUGGUAGGGUAAUUAUUGAAAGAAUUAGAGGUAAGACAGAGAGCAGGACUGCAGAUGAGCAAGGAGGCUUUAGAAUGGGUAGGGGAUGUGUAGAUGAAGUGUUUACAUUGAAGCAUAUAUGUAAACAUUAUUUAGAUUAAGGUAGGGAAGUUUUCAUUGCAUUUAUGGAUUUAGAAAAGGCAUAUAAUAGAGUGGAUAGGGGAGCAAUGUGGCAGAUGUUGCAAGUGUAUGGAAUAGGUAGUAAGUUAAAUGCUGUGAAGAGUUUUUAUGAGGAUAGUGAGGCUCAGGUUAGGGUUAGGGUAUAUAGGAGAGAGGGAGAUUAUUUCUCAGUAAAAGUAGGUCUUAGACAGGGAUGUUUAAUGUCACCAUGGUUGUUUAACAUAUUUAUUGAUGGGAUUGUAAAAGAAGUAAAUGCUAGGGUGUUGGGGAGGGGGUGGGAUUAAAUUAUGGGGAAUCAAAUACAAAAUGGGAGUUGACAUUGUUACUUUUUGCUGAUAUUAUGUUUUUGGGGGAUUUUAAAGAAAAGUUGGAAAGGUUAAUGGAUGAGUUUGGGGGGGUAUGUAAAGGUAGAAAGUUGAAAGUGAACAUAGAUAAGAGUAAGGUAAUGAGGGUAUCAAACAAUUUAGAUAAAGAAAAUUGGAUAUCACAUUGGUGGGAGGGAGUAUGGAAGAAGUGAAUGUUUUCAGAUAAGUGGGAGUUGACUUUUCAGUGGAUGGGUUUAUGAAGGGUGAGGUUAAUCAUAGAACUAAUGAAGAAAAAAAAAGUGAGUGGUGCAUUGAGGUAUCUGUGGAGACAUAAAACGUUGUCCAUGGAGGCAAAGAAGGGAAUGUACGAGAGCACAGCGGUACCAACACUUAUAUAGAUGUGAAGCAUGGGUUGUAAAUGCUGAAGUGAGGAGGCAGUGGAGAUGUCCUGUCUAAGGGCAAUGUGUGGUGUAAAUGUUGCAGAGAAUCCGUAAUGUGGAAAUUAGGAGGUGUGGAGUUACUAAAAGUAUUAGUCAGAGGGCUGUUAAGGUGGUUUGGUCAUUUAGAGAGAAUGGAGCAAAGUAGAAUGACUUGAAGAGUAUAUAAAUCUGUAGGGGAAGGAAGGCAAAAGGUAAGGUUCAGCCCCAAAAUGGUUGGGGGGAGGGGGUAAAGGAGGUUUGUGGGUGAGGGACUAGGACUUCCAGCAAGCGUGCAUGAGCAUGUUAGAUAGGAGUGAAUGGAGACAAAUGGUUUUUGGGACCUGAUGAGCUGUUGGGGUGUGGGCAGGGUAAUAUUUUGUGAAGGGAUUCAGGGAAACUGGUUAGCCAGACUUGAGUCCUGGAAAUGGGAAGUACAAUGCCUGUACUUCAAAGGAGGGGUUUGGGAUAUUGGCAGUUUGGAGGGACAUCUGAACUGUUGUAUCUGGGCACCUCUGCAAAGACAGUGAUUAUGUAUGAGUGAUGGUGAAAAUGUUGAAUGAUGAUGAAAGCUUUUUCUUUCUUUUUGGGUUUUUUCUUUUUGGGUCAGCCUGCCUUGGUGGGAGAUGGCCAAUGUAUUAAAAAAUAAAUUUAAUGCUCUGUUUUUAGACUUAAUUGAUAAUAACUGCCAGUUCCUAUAAAGAUUAUGGUUCUACUCAAUAUUAGCGAAAAUAAAGCAAAAUAAAUUGCAUAUAUGAAAAAAUAGGUUGAAAAAUCACUACGAAUUUGCAUUAUAACGCAUUGAACAGCUGGACCCAAAACUGCUACACCGAGCACCAAAAAUGCCAAACUUGUAGCUGUAUAAUUAUGUAAACAUUACUUGUAUUUAAAGUAAAAGGACACAAGUGCAACUAAUGUGACAUUUAUUGUGACAAUAAAUGUCACAUUAGUUGCACUUGUGUCCUUUUACUUUACAUAUUGUCGGUAAUUCUACCAACUUUAUUACUUGUAUUACAGUUCUGUUUUCUUUUAUAUUUUUUUAAACAAUGGCCGCUUACCACUGAGGCAGAGUGACUAAAAUAAAGAAACAAUUUUGCUUUUUACAUUUAGUAAUAUAUUUAGGAGAAGGGGUUACUAGCCCCUUGCUCCCAGGUUUGUUUUAUUGCCAUCAGAAAGAUAAUCUCUUCAAUUUCAAAAGAAUUUUUUCAAAAUUUAGUGGGUCACACAGUGGGUUUACACUGUUAGUCAUGAGACACUGUAAUCGUUAAGUAUCUUGAACACUAACCAUCUUCCCUGAUCCUCUGUGUCUGUCCUUAUAACUCAGGAUUAUACUCUGGGACUGGACUGGGAACCAAUCUUUGAAGCUAUGCAAGCUGUCUAACGUGUGAGGAAGUGUGGAUUCCAUUUGAUGGAUUGUCUUUCUAAAUAAUAUUAGAUCAUAAAUUGUUGAUAAUGAAGAUAUUUAUAAAUUAUUGUUGAUAAAUUGUAAUAAAUUAUUAUUACUGUUAUUGAUUUAUAAAUUAUUAUUGUUGGUACUGAUUUACAAAUAAUUAUUGCUGGUAUUCAUUUAUAAUACUUAAAUUUUAUUCAGGUGAUGAAUAUAAUUAUCAGUAGUGAAAGUAAACUUAAAAACUUAUCUAUAUCUUAACAAUUUGAAUUUCACUUUUAAUUCUCAAACAAACAUGAAUCAUCUUACAAUUUUUAAUUUAUUUUUUAAAUAUUUAAAAUUUGUUAAUCUUUGAUACAUUAUAUAACUUUUAUUAUAUUUCUUCCAGUCUCACCAUUUGUAAAUGAAAAGCUCCAAAAUAAACUACUGAAGCAAUUUUCAUAAUAUAAUUUAAAAGUAAUUUGUUAUCUACAUUACAGUCUGAAAGCCCAAAAGUAUAUUUUAGUUUUCAAGCUGAUAUUGUAUGAGUUUUGUAAUAAAGUCUUAUACUUC